Messenger RNA from Oncorhynchus gorbuscha (pink salmon), 2224 nucleotides. Its product is annotated as zinc finger protein 239-like. NCBI's taxonomy places the organism in Eukaryota, Metazoa, Chordata, Actinopteri, Salmoniformes, Salmonidae. The transcript is spliced from 3 exons. Gene Ontology annotation, molecular function: DNA-binding transcription factor activity; RNA polymerase II cis-regulatory region sequence-specific DNA binding. The record is from RefSeq and is a predicted model, not a curated record. Gene Ontology annotation, biological process: regulation of transcription by RNA polymerase II. The coding region runs from base 138 to 1616 and encodes 492 amino acids.
GACUUGAGACAGGAAUUCUCCCCCUGCAACCCCCUAAUCCUUAUCUGAACUCUGUGAGAACAUAGUAACUGGACUGUAUGUAGCCUACCCAUUUCUUGUCUUAGUAAGAAACACUGAAGAAAACAAUAGCUUCCACGAUGGAUCCGGACAAAGCUAGCCCGUCCCCCUCCACCCUCCAGGAGUCCCCAGGUCGACUGCCUUUCCGUACUUUACUGCUGGUUCUGGUCGACUGCAGGAAAACACCGGGGCAGACUGGAACUGAGAGAGGAGAAGGAGAAGAGGAACAUGGAGAUUUGAUUUCAUUAAGGGACAUCCCUAAUCGUUGCUCUCUAAGUGGGAGGGGCUUAUCAUCUGGGGAGCCUCAACAACAUUAUGAUGCUGACAAGAAAGAGAAGAGUCUCUCCAGAUCAGAACACCUCAAACACCAGCAUAGAGGUACAGGGAAGAAACCUCACCACUGCUCUGUCUGUGGGAAGAGUUUUGCUAAACAAGACUUGACAAAUCAUGAGCAAAUUCACACUCUAGAGCAUGCAUCUAAUACCUUAAAAUCUCAGAGAAUUAAUUCAGGGGAGGGACCUUAUACCUGCUUUGAUUGUGGGAAAUACUUAAAUCAGUCAAGAGCCCAGACUAACCACAAACACACAGGAGUGAAGCCUUAUAGCUGUGAUCAGUGUGGGAAGAGCUUCAAUCAUUCAGGAUCCCUGACUAUUCACCAACGCAUACACACAGGAGAGAAGCCUUAUAGCUGCGAUCAGUGUGGGAAGAGCUUCAAUCAUUCAGGAUCCCUGACUCUACACCAACGCAUACACACAGGAGAGAAGCCUUAUAGCUGUGAUCAGUGUGGGAAGAGCUUCAAUCAAUCAGGAUCCCUGACUCUACACCAACGCAUACACACAGGAGUGAAGCCUUAUAGCUGUGAUCAGUGUGGGAAGAGCUUCAAUCAUUCAGGAAACCUGACUACACACCAACUCAUACACACAGGAGCGAAGCCUUAUAACUGUGAUCAUUGUGGAAAGAGCUUCAGUCGAUCAGGAGACCUGAUCAAACACCAACGCAUACACACAGGGGAGAAGCCUUAUAGCUGUGUUCAGUGUGGGAAGAACUUCAAUCAAUCAGGACACCUGACUGCACACCAACGCAUACACACAGGAGAGAAGCCUUAUAGCUGUGAUCAGUGUGAGAAGAGUUUCAGGACGUCAGAUCACCUGACUAUACACCAACGCAUACACACAGGAGAGAAGCCUUAUAGCUGUGAUCAGUGUGAGAAGAUUUUCAGGACAUCAGAUCACCUGACUAUACACCAACACAUACACACAGGAGAGAAGCCUUAUAGCUGUGAUCAGUGUGGGAAGAGUUUCAGGACGUCAGAUCACCUGACUAAACACCAACGCAUACACACAGGAGAGAAGCCUUAUAGAUGUGAUCAAUGUGGGAAGAGCUUCAGUCGAUCAGGAUCCCUGACUACACACCAACUCAUACACACAGGAGAGAAGCCUUAUAGAUGUGAUCAGUGUGGGAAGAGUUUUGCUCGUUCAGGGUCACUGAUAAAACACCAGAAAGCACAAACAUGUUUUCUUUCACCUCCCUUCUCUCUGGCACCGGUUCCAGAUCCCUAAAUAAAGUUUACAUAGAAAACAUCUUGUAAACAGUCAUCCAUCUCCCAUUCUCUAACACUUUAGUAUGUCUGAUUGCCAUGGUAACAUGUGUAGCAUAAUAUGCAGCUCUGGAUCCAUAUGUAUCAAGCGUCUUGGAGUAGAAGUGCUGUGUGUGUGGUGGGGUGGGGGAGGAGGUGUUCAGAGCUAUCUUUUAAUUUAUGAACUCAUAUUAUCCAUUAAAUAAUGUAUAAUAAAAAAGUUUAACCAAUGGUAGGUGUAUAUUCAUGUGUGGGGGAAAUGUUAUCUGAAGAGAGAGUCUUGAAUUGUACAUCAUGUCUCAUACAGUCAUUGGUUCCUGUAGGUGCUGGGUAGAGAUAUGAGGGGGAGACGGUCAUGACCCCCUCAGACCUUUUGGCAGAACGCUCAGAAUAUGUUCUAUAAUUUACAUGCAGGAACCAAAUGUUAAUGAUGAAUAAUGUAAAUCAUGCAAAUAUAACUUGUCUGUGUUACCAGUAUAUAAGAGGACUAACGGGACUGCCCCGAAAGAGCUCCUGACCGACGUGUACUAUGGUGCAUUAAGUUUGUUGGAAUCUCUCCAGCUGGCUGAUAAUAAAUAAUUAUUAAUUUAA